Nelumbo nucifera (sacred lotus) is the source of this 2213-nucleotide messenger RNA. Its product is annotated as protein DETOXIFICATION 42. Lineage: Eukaryota; Viridiplantae; Streptophyta; Magnoliopsida; Proteales; Nelumbonaceae. Gene Ontology annotation, cellular component: membrane. The record is from RefSeq and is a predicted model, not a curated record. Gene Ontology annotation, molecular function: xenobiotic transmembrane transporter activity; antiporter activity. Gene Ontology annotation, biological process: transmembrane transport.
UCAGCUAUUUAUGGACGAAUGGGGGUUUGGGGAUGUGACAAAGGAAGCAGCAUCACCACCACCUGAAGUUAUUGAGUACAGGGUAAAAUUGGGCUUAUGAUUUAUGAGGAAGAGGGGAAGGAAGCUGCAGUGGGACUGAGACGAACCUCUAGCUCACACAUUCUCAGGAGGAACUAAGAGGUGAUUGUGGAAUCUGCAUAUUGUGAUGCUUGUCUUUUGUUGUUUUGAGCUUCCAAUUUGGCAUAAAAAACUUGAUUGAGGUUGCUGCUUGUGGAAGACUUGCAUGUGAGAGUGGUCAGUUGCACAUUCACGUGAAUUUGUGGUUCCAUUUCAUGGCCCUGGAUUCUGAUUCCUAUCCAUCUGGAAAAAAGAGAAAAUUGCCUCUUGGCAUUUUCUUCAUGAAUUCAAGGUAUGCCUUUGCAUUGGAUGAACUUGGUUUGGAGAUAGCACAGAUUGCAUUUCCUGCAGCACUGGCUUUAACAGCUGACCCCAUUGCUUCUCUAAUUGACACAGCAUUCAUUGGCCAAAUAGGUCCAGUGGAACUUGCUGCUGUGGGAGUUUCUAUUGCUCUGUUUAAUCAAGUAUCAAGGAUUGCAAUAUUCCCACUUGUUAGUGUCACAACUUCUUUUGUUGCGGAGGAAGAUACUAUUGGAAGAGUAAGCAUUGAAGAAGUAGAAGGUGAAAAUGUGGAAAAGGGUUUAGCUAUACAGAGCGAGAUGAAAGAGUUGAUUCAACAUUCUGAUUCUAAUAGAACUGUACACCAGUCGCCAUCCAGAAGUGCUGAUAAUUCAAAUAUGUCCAAGUGUGAGAAUGGGAAGAGACAUAUUCCAUCAGCGUCAUCUGCAUUGGUUAUUGGGGGGAUACUUGGUCUUCUCCAAGCCAUAUUCCUAAUUUCUGGAGCAAAACCUCUCUUGAAUUUCAUGGGUGUAAAUUCUGAUUCCCCUAUGCUAAACCCAGCUCGACAAUACUUGACAUUGAGGUCGCUUGGUGCUCCUGCAGUUCUUCUCUCAUUGGCCAUGCAAGGGGUUUUUCGAGGUUUUAAGGAUACAAAAACUCCCUUAUACGCUACUGUUGCGGGAGAUGUAACAAAUAUCGUCUUAGACCCAAUACUUAUAUUUGUUUUCCGUUUGGGUGUCAGUGGUGCAGCCAUCGCUCAUGUUAUUUCUCAGUACUUAAUUUCACUAAUACUGUUAUGGAGAUUAAUCGAACAAGUUGACCUCUUACCUCCCAGUAUCAAAGAUCUGCAAUUUAGUAGGUUUCUUAAAAAUGGUUUUCUAUUGCUAGCAAGGGUAAUAGCUGUGACAUUCUGCGUGACUCUAGCAGCAUCAAUGGCCGCACACCAGGGAUCAACAUCCAUGGCUGCAUUCCAGGUCUGUCUGCAAAUUUGGUUGGCAACAUCUCUCCUUGCUGAUGGAUUGGCUGUUGCUGGACAGGCAAUACUUGCAAGUGCAUUUGCUAGAUAUGAUUAUGACAAGGCAAUAGCCACUGCAUCCCGUGUAUUGCAGUUAGGACUGGUGUUAGGGGCGUUUCUUUCUAUCAUCCUUGGAUUUGGCUUGCAGUUUGCAUCUAGAUUAUUUACAAAGGACAUCAAUGUUCUUCACCUUAUAAGCAUUGGAGUACCGUUUGUUGCAGCUACUCAACCCAUAAAUGCCUUAGCCUUUGUUUUUGAUGGGGUCAACUUUGGAGCAUCUGAUUUUGCAUAUUCUGCUUGUUCCAUGGUUCUGGUAGCAAUUGUCAGCAUACUAUGCUUGUUUAUUCUCUCUUCGGCUUAUGGUUUUAUUGGAAUCUGGGUAGCUUUGACCAUCUACAUGAGUCUGCGAACAUUUGCUGGCUUUUGGAGAAUAGGGACUGGAACAGGACCUUGGAGCUUUCUCAGGAGCUAAUUGUUGCCUUUUUGUGGCUGGGAGUGAGAACAUACCGGCAUCAGAGUUUUUCUUACAAGGGUUUAAUUUUCCAUAAUUUUUUUUCUAUGAAAAAUUUCUGCUCAUUCAAAAUCUCAUCUCCGGUUGCUCUUGCUUCUUUAGUGUCCUUAACAAGUAUUUCUGUGGCACAUAGUUGAAUAUAUUUUCAGGCAUGAUGCAAAUGCCUCGAAAGACAAAGUCACUCAAUGUAUACAUAUAGAGACAAGGAAUUGCUCGUAAGAGUUGGUCUAUAAUUGAAAAAAAGCUAGAAGGGAUAUGAUCUUAUAAACUGUUCAGUUUCAGUAUUUUGAA